GAAGCAGAUCCUGAGCUGUAUUCAGUCGCUGUUGUGGCUGAGAGGCAGGAUAGUCAGUCAGUCAGUCAGUCUGUUCAGUUGAACCGUGAUUGAGCCUGAGGCAAAACAGGAGUCUUUUAAACUAACCGACCAACCGAAAAUAACUACUUCUGGUGUCCCCUGAACCAACUCCGGGUCUGUACGAGACCUUUAAUCCUGCAGAAUGAAAGCGGAGUUCACUACAGAGAGCACCACUGAGUCUUGACAGGCACCAAGGAUGCUGAGGAAACUGAAAGAAGAAAAUACCUGAGGAGGAACUGUGGAAAGACUCUGCGGUGAAUGUCGACAGCAUGUCCAGCCAGUUGGCCGUUUCUUUGUGAAUGGAUUAGAGGUGAAUUGUGACCAUGCGCUGCCUGGCUGCUCGGGUGAACUACAAGACCCUGAUCGUUAUCUGUGCCCUCUUUACACUCAUCACUGUGCUGCUGUGGAACCGCUGCUCCAGUGACACCUCCCUACGCUUCCUUCCCCGUGCUGCCUUGGUUGCUCCAAGUCCCAAGGUGGGGGAUGCUAGUAUCAGCAGCCAGCAACACCCUCCACAACCUCCAGAGCCCCCGCCUGUUGUUGGGGUUGUCGCAGGGAUCAAGUAUGAAGAAAUCGACUGCCUGAUCAAUGAUGAAUCUACAAUCAAAGGCCGGCGGGAGGGCGGCGAGAUAUACCUGCCCUUCAGUUGGAUGGAAAAAUACUUUGAAGUGUACGGCAAAGUGGCGCAGUACGACGGCUACGAUCGGUUUGAGUUCCAGCACAGCUAUUCAAAGGUUUACGCACAGCGUGAGCCCUACCACCCCAAUGGAGUCUUCAUGUCAUUUGAGGGAUACAAUGUGGAGGUCCGUGACCGUGUCAAGUGUAUAAGUGGAAUGGAAGGCGUGCCUCUGUCCACUCAGUGGGGUCCUCAGGGCUACUUCUACGCCAUCCAGAUUGCUCAGUAUGGCUUAAGCCACUACAGCAAAAACCUGACGGAGCGCCCUCCCCACGUGGAGGUCUACGAUACAGCCGAGGACAGAGACAGCCGGGCCAGCACAGCGCCUUGGAGUGUGCCGAAAGGUUGCGUCCUCAGCCGUGUCCUCGACAAGACCCGAGCUACCUCCGUGCGUCAGUUCAGUGCUCCAGAGUCCUCAGAAGGCGUGUCCCUCCAGCUGGGUAACUCCAAAGACUUCAUCCUCAGCUUGGACAUCAAGUUUGCCUCCAACGGCAGCGUGUCUGUGAUCCUGGAAACAACGGAGAAGGGCCCGCCGUUUACCAUCCACUACGUGACCAGCACGCAGCUUAUCUCCUUCAAAGACCAUGAAAUCACAUACGGUGUCGGGCCACGAAGCACCUGGAGCACUCUGACCAGGGACCUGCUCACCGACCUCAGGAAGGGUGUCGGGCUGUCCAACACCAAGGCUGUGAAGGCCACGAAGAUCAUGCCAAGACGGGUGGUGCGAUUAAUCCUACAUGGGCGUGGCUUUGUUGACAAUGUUACUAUCUCCACCACUGCCCACAUGGCCGCCUUCUUCGCCGCUAGCGACUGGCUGAUGCGCAACCAGGACGAGCGAGGCGGCUGGCCCAUCAUGGUCACCCGUAAACUGGGGGAAGGCUUCCGGCCUCUGGAGCCCGGCUGGUACUCAGCCAUGGCUCAGGGCCAGGCCAUGUCCACCCUGGUGAGAGCCUACCUCCUCACCAAGGACCAGGCGUACCUUGACGCUGCGCUGAAGGCAACAGGACCCUACAAGGUGCCUUCAGCGCAGCACGGGGUCAAAGCUGUGUUCAUGAACAAAUACGACUGGUAUGAAGAAUACCCCACCACACCCAGCUCCUUUGUCCUCAACGGCUUCAUCUACUCCCUGCUGGGACUCUACGACUUGACUGAGACAGCCGGGGAGAAGCUCGGCAGGGAGGCAGGGCAGCUGUUCAGCCGCGGCAUGGAGUCGCUGAAGGCCAUGCUGCCGCUCUUUGACACGGGCUCUGGGAGCAUCUACGACCUGCGUCACUUCAUGGUGGCCACAGCGCCCAACCUGGCACGCUGGGACUAUCACACCACGCACAUUAACCAGCUGCAGCUGCUGGCAUCCAUAGACAACGCUCCCAUCUUUAAGGAUGUGGUCAAGCGCUGGAAAAACUACUUAAAAGGGAUUCGUGCCAAGCACAACUAGACAAACUGUAACCCACAUGUAGUAUAGAGCUGAGAUGAUGACAACUGAAAAGUGUGUGUGUGUGUGUGUGUGUGUGUGUGUGUGUGUGUGUGUGUGUGUGUGUGUGUGUGUGUGUGUGUGUGUGUGUGUGUGUGUGUGUGUGUGUGUGUGUGUGUGUGUGUGUGUGUGUGUGUGUGUGUGUGUGUGAUCUAAAGCACGAGUUUAUUCAGCUGCAGCUCUCAACACUAGAAGUUUCUUGUGUGCUCUGUUGCAGGUUCUAUAUUUUCUGCAGCGCUGACUGUAGCUUUCCCCUCCUGUUUGUUUCCUUGAGCUAGUGUUUGUAAUUAUGCACAGACCUAGUUUCGGCGUGUAUGUGUGUGCGCGCGCGUGUUUUAAAGUAACGAUAUAUGGCGUUAGAGAAAGAUGAAGCUCCUUGAAUUGUUUAAGCUGAAUCAUAUUUCCGACAUUCUUUGAUACAUCCAACAGAAGUCUCUUCUCCAGUUGUAUUUUUGUUUACCAUUUCAUCCCAGUAGGCGAGGUUUAUUGAAACAAAUAAACCGAAAACCAGAACAGAAUAUAUUAUAAAUUAUUUGGAGGAGAAUGUUUCCAAAACAAGUUAUCCUAUUAAUAUGAACUAGUUAAACAUUUUGUAUUAAUUUCCUCCACUGCAAAGUUUUUAGUUUUUUUUAAUCCCACAACCCAUAGUAAGAACACCAUGUCAAAGCUGUUAGUUGAGAUAAAUUAUUUCGCUAUCAGAAACGCUGAAGAGUCAAAUACUUUAUGCUUCCAAACUUGCAGCUUCCAUUUCUUUUCUGAAUCUCUUUCCCUUAAAACACAGACGAAUAGUUGCAAAUCAUUUUGGUGUGGUUAUGUAUUUAAUGGGCUUAACUCCUUUUUAAAUAUUUUUUCCUUUUAAUAUUAACUCAUGGAUUAGGUGUCUCUCAAGCUGCUUGAAAUCAGCUCUGAGGAAUAAACACAUUUAAUUUCAGAUGGUUAAACCACUCCGCUACCAGUUAGGUCUCCUUGGUUCCUACCCACAAUUCCACUGUGUUUGGCUGAGCUGUUUUGUAGCCACAUCUGGUCAGAGCUGACUGUAUGACUGCAUCUUUAGUUAUGUGACUGCUGUUCAGGUGACACUGAUGGAAGACUGCAGGUAGCAUGCUGCCACAACAUGGUACAUUCCCUGAGAUAAAUAAUAAUUUAUCCUAAUUAGCUGUCAGUGCUGAAGCCACUGAAAUGCUGUUGUUACCUUUUUUAUGAGAUGUUUUAAGAUGACAAACUGUGUGCUAUUCUAACCCCACUAAAGGUUUUUAAUAAUUCAUAUGCCGCUGCAAAACACAGCUAGUUAGUUCUGCGUCACUGUCACUGUUGCUCUGUUCUUCUCAUUUGCUUUGUUUUGUUUUUGGUAAAAUCUAGAAAACAGUUGGGAUUUAGAUUGAGUGAGCCAGAUAUAUUUAACUUCCUCAUGGAUGUGUUGUCUUAAAGUGGAUUCCCAGUAGGGCUGCAAGAUAUGAGGAAAAUAUGCGCUAUGCGACAAUUUGUUGAAUAGCAUGAAAACGAUAUUACUUGCGAUACAUAAACAGAUAUCAAAGUGUACUCAGUUCUGCCUUUCUGCUGCUUUCAGUAUUCUGCUAAAAUACCACAAAAUGCUUGUUGAAUUUAAAACAAACGAAAGGAAAUCAUUCUUUUAUUGAUCAAAUUGAACACGGAAUUGAAUGUCGCAGCAUUUCACGGUGUGUUUAUUGCACUAGUUGAUAUCGCGAUGACAAUAACAAAAACUGUAUAUUGUCAAUCAUUUCUUCAGAUAUUUGCAGGUAACUAUUUUGCCUACAGAUGUAAAUGAGUCAAUCUGGGCUUUCUGUGGCACGUUUAAAUUUUGAUUAAUGUCCCUCAUAAAUAAGAUAAAUACAAACCGAAAAGUCCACUAAAAUCGUCAUGCAUAUCGGUCUAAAUAAAGGCCCAGCAGUGUCAUUUUUAAGCUCCCUUAACCCCAUAAGAAAUAAACACAGGAAAUAAUCCCUUGGCCUGUCAUUGUUUAACAUUAAAAUCUUUACAUGCCUUUCAUUUUCCUUGGUUUGAACAUCCGCACCAUUAGUUACAUUUCAUUUCAUUCUUUUAGAGGCCCCGCUGAUGACCUUUUUUGGAAACUCAUCUGAAAAGCUCUUCCUCUGUAAUUGGUAUGUACUUCCAGAUAAUAAUUGCACGAAACAAGUAGGUGGUGGUAGAUGUAUUCGUUGUGUAUUCGGGGAGAAAGACGUGGGCAGGAGAAGCACAGCUGCGUCUCGCUAACCCGUCAGUUUAUAACAUUUAAAUAGACAAUGCCAGGAGUACUGAUGGUGGAGGUCAAUUCUUGACGAGCGUAAAGAGGCCGUCGGUCCCAGCAGGCUCUCUUUGCACUAACAAUUCACCCGGCUAAUAGGCUGGAGAGCCUGCACAAAGAGUGCAGUCGCUAGUCAGGGAUGAGUCAGCAGCACUCGCAACAAAACAAAGUGGAGGCCUCAGCAUCAAUGAGGCUUUCAUUGAUCUACCUUAAAGAUUAUUAAUGGAGGAGAAUCAUGCCCGUUUGUUCUCCUCAAGGUGUUGAUGCUGAAUUUUCUUUGAUCAUUUUCAUGUAAACUUUGAGAUGGAAAAACAAUUUCCCUGCCUUGAAGUUGUCUUAGUGCGAGCUAAUAAGACAAAAUCAAAGAAGCAUUGAUUAUUUCCGAUGUAAUGUUGGAUACAAGACAAGUCUAAGUUUAAACUCAUCAUUAAUUCCUCCGGGUGCAUCUACCUCACCUCACUGCUUCCAUCUGUAACUCAACUUUGUGCAUUCAGAACUAAAGAAGGAUUUAUGACGGAGUAUUACAGCCACUGUUAGGAAGAAAAUAAUUCGAGAUCUCAAGAAAAGUAAUAUUCAAGAAUAAAGUCACAAUAUUAAGAGGAAAAACAAGGUAACUGUUCAAUACAAUAUAUAUAAUGCAUAUGUACUGUAUUGUUCAGAUACUAGUUCAGGAAAAGCUACAACAUGCACUUGUAAUACAAUCCAUCCCGUUUAAUCAUAAAAUACAGCAUAUUGUUCUUGAAGCACUUUAUCCUAAUAUGACUUUAGUCUUGUAAAAUUAUGACUUUAUUCUUGAAAUAUGAAUUUUUCUCUUUCUUUUUUACUUAUGACUUUAUUCCCAAAAUCUUAGUUUUUUCGUAGAGGUUGUAAUGUAGAUGAAAUUAAUUAUAUUGAAGUUCUGUUUUUAAAGUUAAAAAGAUAAUUAUCCCAGAGAAGUGGUAUGAGUGCAUGUUUUGAUAAUGCCAAUUUUUUUUGUACGCUUGAUUUCCUGGUGGUAUCUUUCUCCCAUGAACCCUUCUUCCAUUCUUUGCCAUUUUGACAGGACAGGUAGAAAUAUUUAGUUUAAAACGAACAUUCAGGAAUGGAAGUUUAAUAACUGUCUUUAUUUAGUUUAUACCAAAGUCAUUGAUUCAAGUAUAUUUGAAUUGUCUAUUUUUGUGCAAACCGAUUUCCAUUCAGCAUUUAAUGAUGUUAAGUCUCCUUGGAGAUGUCACAGAGAGACACUGCCUUUAGAGAAAUGCUAGUUUUUCAAAUGUAGGUUGAAUAGAUUAUAGCAAAAAUAAGAUGUGUAAAACUUGCUUACCGUAAGGGUGUGUGCAACUAGAGAUUAGCAUUGAGUCGGCUACUGUUAAAGGGAAAGGAGCCCGUAGCUGCUGUUUUUCUUGUGAGUGUGUGUUUGCAUCAUUCAUCGUUUAUUGGAAUAAUUUACAGAGGAGUAAGAUGUUUUGCUAGAUAGACAAAAGCACAACUGCCGUUUAUUGUCACGUUUUUUGGUUGCAUUUCUUUCAGAUUGCUUUGUUUUUUCUUUUCAGGACAAUGUGCAACGCCUUCAUUAAGAAAGCUGCUAUCAUUGUUCACUGUGUAACCGGUAUGAGAGCUUCUUUUUCCUCAUUUUAGUGUUUAUUUUUUCAGUCUUUCCACGAUCCGUUAAAGACUUUAACAAAUGACCGCUGAGGUCAAAUGUGAUUUAUGCAAUAACCUGUUUACUGGGGUCGUGAGCACCACAGGAGACCCAGAGCGGAUCUACAGACUUUGCAAUUCAAGCACAAUGUGCAAAUGCUACCAUUUUUUUAGUCCAAUGAAGAGAGGUGUUUAUAUACAGAGUAAAUCUUAGUGCUUUAAAAAUGUGCUUUUUAAAGGUGUAAAAAAUAAAAGCAUUUUUCUUAAACUUC
Molecule: messenger RNA, 6362 nt
Organism: Perca fluviatilis (European perch)
Lineage: Eukaryota; Metazoa; Chordata; Actinopteri; Perciformes; Percidae
Gene: glceb
Product: glucuronic acid epimerase b
Exons: 7
Coding region: 384-2171 (595 amino acids)
Biological process (GO): heparan sulfate proteoglycan biosynthetic process
Cellular component (GO): Golgi apparatus
Molecular function (GO): heparosan-N-sulfate-glucuronate 5-epimerase activity
Source: RefSeq, a predicted model, not a curated record